CAUUUGAUAGUUUUUAGGUGAUAUUUCUCGUGAUCGAACGUUUCCAAAAGGUACUGUUAGACAUACAAAGCAGCACUGCAAAAAUGAUCUUAACUCUGUUUCACGGAUUCUUCCAGCUAAUCCGUUUUGCACUCAAUUUUGGCACUCCAACAAAAGAAAUGAGGGAUAUCGAUGAACUUUGUCGCCAGUUAGAAGUGUUGCAACUUGACUUUUCCAAUGCAGAGACAGUAUCCUCAGCUUGUGUUUAUCUAGCUGAUCCCCAUAAACUGCCACGACCGGCUAAGGAUGCUAGUGAUAAUACUCGCAGAAGAGAAUCAAAUGCGGAUAGUGGAAUAUCGCAGUAUUAUUUCCAUCAUGAAGGAAUUAAUGAGCAGGAUCAGUUAGACGAGCAGUAUGAAGUGGAUGACAUGAGUAUUUCGUCUGAUUCUGAUUUUGAGGAAACUCUUCAAAAUCAUUUUCAAUAUACUCCGAGGUCUAAAUCUGGUGAGAAAGUCGAGGAGAAUGAUGGCACUUCUAUUGAUUCUGCUCCUUUAUCGAAGCAAUGGAAUGUGAAUAGCACAACCUCACUGUCACCCGCUUUUACGGAAGGUUGCAAACCCAAUGCAAGUUCUUCUGGUGAAGGAAAUUUCAGACUACGAAAUGUUACUGAAAAUGUCACCAUUGGCAGUAGCAAAAGUCCGAACAGUGAACGAAGGAAACGGCGAAUAACUGAUAAUUACUUUGGUGAAAAUAGUCCCGUCGAACAAUUCUGCAGUAGUUCGUUUGUAGCCAGUACUCCAUUAUCAACGAAACCUGAUGGUGAACGUCGGCGUCGGCUCGCUAUGCUGAAUAGCGCUGUAAGGACUAAAGUGCGUCAGUUGAAAAAACGAACCUUACUAAAUUUGUCUGGAGACAGCAUCGACUCGGGGAAUACUACUAGUUCAAGAGAUGAAACAACAAGGCGCGAACAAGGUGCUAUUGCUAAGCACAUUGCCCGUAUUCGAGCAUCUAAUUCAAGACAUGGCUCGAGUUUGCCAUCAUUCAACAAUACAAGUUACUACAGUAUGCGCACAUCAUUCGGCAGCAACGGUAGCACCAGCUUCAGUUGAGUGGGAAAAUGUUGUCACCCUUAUGUUGUAAAGUGAGCUUUAAUCGAGCUUUAACCUCGGUUCCAGUAGGCACGAAAGAUGAAAAUAUCACUUUAAAACAUAGCUAAACUCUUGGAAAACAACUCAGUUUCCGAUGUUUGAAGCCUCUCG
Molecule: messenger RNA, 1238 nt
Organism: Loa loa (African eye worm)
Lineage: Eukaryota; Metazoa; Nematoda; Chromadorea; Rhabditida; Onchocercidae
Exons: 3
Coding region: 84-1088 (334 amino acids)
Source: RefSeq, a predicted model, not a curated record